Messenger RNA from Erigeron canadensis, 1957 nucleotides. RefSeq names its product probable aldehyde dehydrogenase. Lineage: Eukaryota; Viridiplantae; Streptophyta; Magnoliopsida; Asterales; Asteraceae. The coding region runs from base 48 to 1703 and encodes 551 amino acids. The record is from RefSeq and is a predicted model, not a curated record. Gene Ontology annotation, molecular function: aldehyde dehydrogenase (NAD+) activity; L-glutamate gamma-semialdehyde dehydrogenase (NAD+) activity. Gene Ontology annotation, cellular component: mitochondrion. The transcript has 16 exons.
UACUUCAAAAGCUUUUUUUUUUCUGUUAACAAAAAAAGAUCAUAAAAAUGACAAUGUCGAUAUAUCGACUCUGCAAUGGGAUCAGGAACAAUGUAUCUCGUUCUUCUUCUCUAACAUUCUCAAGGCUUAUGCAUUCACUACAAUUUGCAACCGUAAAAGCCGAAGAGAUCUCAGGUUCUAAGCCUGCUGAAGUUCAAAACUUGGUCCACGGAAGUUGGACAAAAGAUGGAACUUGGAAUACAAUUCUGGAUCCCCUCAAUGGGGAAUCUUUCAUUAAAGUUUCAGAAGUAGACGAAAGAGGAAUCAAGCCUUUUGUCGACAGCUUAUCUAAGUGCCCCAAACAUGGUCUGCAUAAUCCAUUCAAAUCCCCUGAGAGGUACCUUUUAUAUGGGGACGUAUCUGCAAAAGCAGGCCAUAUGCUUAACCUGCCUGAGGUAUCGGAUUUCUUUGCUAAGUUGAUACAGAGGGUCUCACCAAAGAGUUAUCAGCAGGCUUUUGCUGAAGUUUUUGUUACAGCAAAGUUUCUAGAGAACUUUUCCGGUGAUCAGGUACGUUUUUUGGCAAGAUCUUUUGGAGUACCUGGGAAUCAUCUUGGGCAGCAAAGUCAUGGUUUCCGCUGGCCUUAUGGCCCUGUGGCUUUAAUUACACCAUUCAACUUUCCUUUAGAAAUUCCAGUACUGCAGCUGAUGGGAGCACUUUACAUGGGAAACAAGCCCGUUCUAAAAGUUGAUAGUAAAGUAUGCAUUGUUAUGGAGCAAAUGCUUCGGUUGCUCCAUGCUUGUGGGAUGCCCAUGGAGGAUGUUGAUUUUAUCAAUUCUGACGGGAAGACAAUGAACAAGCUACUAUUAGAGGCAAAUCCACGAAUGACCCUCUUUACGGGUAGCUCAAAAAUAGCAGAAAAGUUAGCUGAUGAUCUAAAUGGUCGAAUUAAGGUGGAAGAUGCAGGAUUUGACUGGAAGAUCCUUGGGCCUGAUGUUCAUGAGGUGGAUUACGUGUCAUGGGUGUGUGAUCAAGAUGCAUAUGCAUGUAGUGGGCAGAAGUGCUCAGCACAGUCAUUGUUAUUCAUGCAUGAGAACUGGAGCAAGACCUCACUCAUGAGUCAACUGAGUGACCUUGCUGGUAGGAGGAAGCUUGAUAAUUUGACUAUUGGUCCAGUUCUUACGCUGACAACAAAAUAUAUGUUGGACCACAAGAACCAGUUGCUUAGUAUUCCUGGAUCAAAGCUACUGUGGGGUGGUGAAGAAUUGGAAAAUCAUUCUAUUCCUUCAAUAUAUGGUGCUAUUAAACCAACAGCUGUUUUUAUCCCACUUGAACAAAUAUUGAAGCCUGAACAUUAUGAUCUUGUAACAAAAGAAAUAUUUGGCCCAUUCCAGAUUGUUACCGAGUACAAAGAGAGCCAAAUCCCAAUGGUGCUGGAAGCCCUUGAAAGGAUGCAUGCUCAUUUAACUGCUGCUGUGGUCUCUAAUGAUCCGUUGUUCAUUCAGGAUAUUGUGGGAAAAACAGUCAAUGGAACUACUUAUGUUGGACUUAGAGCAAGAACUACUGGGGCACCGCAAAAUCAUUGGUUCGGGCCUGCUGGAGAUCCAAGAGGUGCAGGAAUAGGGACUCCUGAAGCAAUAAAGCUGGUGUGGUCUUGUCAUAGAGAAGUCAUAUACGAUGUUGGACCAGUCCCACAUAAAUGGCAGAUCCCAGCUGCCACUUAAAUGAGACGUUACAACACAUCUUAAAGAUGACCAUGUUUGGUCUCCAUAGUUUUGAUCUUAAUAUUACUCUAACACGAAUGUAUGGGGAAUAUGGUCAUUAGUGUUUUUAUGUAUCCAUGUAGUUGAGUCAACUGAAGAACCAUAUAGUGGUUCCGGGGCAGAUGUAUAAACCCAUAAUUUGAUUUUCAAAAUCUUGACAGAAAAUCUUGGAUGCUUUAAACAUCCAUGCUAUAUACUAUCUUUUUUCAUUUGAA